This is a messenger RNA of Menidia menidia (Atlantic silverside), 916 nucleotides long. Lineage: Eukaryota; Metazoa; Chordata; Actinopteri; Atheriniformes; Atherinopsidae. The record is from the annotation of a GenBank genome assembly.
UGAACCCAGGUUUCCUUUUCCAGAAAUUUAACAAGCGCUGCCGUGGGGGGGUCUUUCAGCGUUUUAUAGAACCGAACCGCACUAACGUAGAAAAAACAAAAAACAGAUAGUAGAAAAAAGACAAGACGUCUCGCUCCGUUUGUCGUUUGUGCAAUCUUUGGGUGGCAGGUGUGUAUGCAUGUGUUCUGCAACAUACGGGCGGAAGAAGCGCCCAAGAUCAGCGGGGAGCGUUUUCCCCGUCAACAAAGGCGCACAAACGGAGCCCGAACGCCGAACGAGCACGGUGGGGGCGCUGGGCGACAACAGGAUGACUGUCCAGGAAUUCAACACCCUCGUAGCGCAGUACCGGGAGGAGGUCAUAUCCGUCGGUGAGAUGUCCACCGACUGUCCGGCACUGCGGACUCAGAUGCACCGCACGCGGACAAAAGGAUGUUCCAUGGCCUGGGCUGCGUACCAGGGACUGGCCGUCAUCUCCGUCUCAGGGCCGGAAGACGGGGAGAUCCAGCCUGAAAUCUGCCGACUCUUUAUCCAAUUGCAGUGCUGCUUGGAGAUGUUCAUAAUGGAGAUGGUCAAGUCCAUUUGCCUGCUGGGGGUGCUUCACCAUCACAAAAAAAGUACAGACUCCGAUCAAAAAGUAGAGUUCAGGGCGGAUGAGAGCUCAGACGUUCCAAUCCUGGAGGAUCGAUGCUCGUCCCCGAUUGACUUCCCUCAGGAGCAGUGGCUUGUCGGAAUGGAUAUUGAUAACAUAGAUAGAGAUAUGAGAGAAAUGCGUAACCUACUCAGCAAACUCAGGGAGGCAAUGCCAUUACCACUGAAAAAUCAAGAUGACAGCAGCUUAUUAAAUCUGACACCACACCCGCUGAUCAGACAGAGGAAGAGAUGUUUCCCUGGACUCUGCUGCAUGGUGUCUGGAUGA